GUUACUGACUUCGAUCGGUGGCAGCUUGACGUGUUUUCCGCACAGCGAAAAAAAUCUGACAAAAUCAGCAUGAAACGAGAGCGAUCGGACAGUCGAGAGCAUGAAAGCGAGUAUAAGAGGCGCCGUAUAGAGGCCUCUACAAAUGAGUGUCAGUGGUAUGAGGUCUUGCUGGAGCUUCACAUGAAGUCUAGCCAACUGCCAUCAUUUGCUUCAUUCCGUCACGGAUGGAAAGAGCAUAUGAAUGACUGGUACCGCCUGACUGGUGCCAUCAACAAAUCAGAUGAUCGGCGGGAGUUGCCCACCAUCCCGCAACCCACUCACACGAUCGAAUGGCUGGCUCGUACAAACUUCAAGCACCGCCCUCUCCGCCGUCAUGACAUCCCUCAACCCAGGAAGCACAAAGUCCCUAAGAGACACGUGCAGACUGAUGACCUAAAUAAGUCCUUCUACGUCUACUGAAAGGGGCCAGGAAC
This is a messenger RNA of Magallana angulata, 473 nucleotides long. RefSeq lists its product as uncharacterized. NCBI's taxonomy places the organism in Eukaryota, Metazoa, Mollusca, Bivalvia, Ostreida, Ostreidae. The transcript is spliced from 5 exons. The coding region runs from base 70 to 459 and encodes 129 amino acids. The record is from RefSeq and is a predicted model, not a curated record.